AUGAGACGAUUAAUUCUCCUUUUUCCCUCCCUUUCCCCGUUUACUAAUAAAGGUGAUGCAUUGGCCAGUCGGGUACAGAACACGUUGGGCUCCUAUGAGGAGAUGAAGGACCUUCUAACCAGCCAUUCAAACCAGAGCCACCUGGUGGGAAUCCCCAAAGUUAGCAGCACGCCGAACAACCUGCCCACCCCGACCUCCUCCGGAGCAACACCCACGCCACCUCCUUAUACAACGAUGCCAGAGAGACCCGGUUUUGAGUCCCAGCAGCUCUUCCAUGAUGGCCUGAGAGGAGGAACAGGUGUUGGAGGAGGAGGAGGAGGAGAGGUGGGAGGUGGCGGAGUAGGAGUAGGAGUAACAGGAGAGAGGAGGAUGGGAAAUUGUUCGGCUUCAUCUUCCUCCAUCCCCUCAGUACAACAACCUCCUUCAUCUUUAUCCUCAUCGUUGUUGUCCGGCUCCACAGCAACGCCUCAUCAAACCUCCAAGAAAUCACGGGGUUCCUCUGAGUGGUCCAGGGGAGGCCACGGAGUGGGUAACCAGGGUACGGGACUCGUUCUGGGGUUAGGAGCGGGCCAGGGCGGGGGGUCUAGGAGCGGAAGAGGGAAACUGUCCUCUCUGGAGGAGCAGCAGAUACAGAGGCAUGAAGACCUGUUUAGUUCCCUGACCGAUGAACUGGGCCUAAAGGGAGACUUGAGUCCUUCCUCCUCCUCUUCCUCCUCUUCCUCAUCCUCGGGGAGGAGACAUUCGUCCCACCCUUCCAAAUCCCUAACUCUCCCAGACAGACCAUCCACCAUGGAAGGCAGCCAUUUUAAGUCUUCCAGUACCACUGAGAGCAAUGGACAUUUUAAAUCUUCCCCCAUUGAAAAUGAGCCAGGCUCGUACCUCUCCUCUUCCUCGCCAUUGGCUUCUACCUCUGUGCUGACCACGCCCACUCCUGGUUUAACCACACCCACUUCUGGGCUGACCACACCCACCUUCCCACCUGGUAACCUAUCGGGGAAGCCGAUCGCUGUGCAGCAGAAGCCCACUGCGUACGUUCGACCAAUGGAUGGGCAGGACCAGGCACCAAGCGAUUCGCCCCAGCUCAAACCCCCUCUGGUGGCCACUGAGGGAUACAGCAACAGUCAGGCUUAUGGAGGAAAUUCUGUGAAUGUGAAGAAUAAACUACCCAAAUUAAAUCUCAGCCACACUGGGGAGGUCAGCCUACCAAAUGACUCCAGCUGUGUGGAGGAGAUUCUGAGGGAGAUGACCCAUUCCUGGCCUCCUCCUCUCACGGCCAUACAUACUCCUGGCAAGUCUGAGCAGACCAAGUUCCCGAUCCCCAACAAGGAGCCACAGCACGUCCCCUCGCCCUACAGCACCCAGAAGCGCUGCGCUGCAUCAGCUAGCAAGCCUGUUGCUAAACCACCAGCUGCACCGCAGAAGUCAAUGCUGGAGGAUGACCUGAAGAUCAGCAGUGAUGAGGAAGACACUGAACAACAGGUAUCUGACAAGCCUAAAGCCAGAAGCACUGCCCUAAGUGGAGCGUCAGGCAGCAGCAGUGAAUCAGAGAGCAGUUCGGAGUCAGACACUGAUGAAUCAGAGAGCAGCUCCACUGACAGCGACUUUAAUCCAGCUUCCCGCACCAACACCCCAGAGCCUGAGCCCCCUUCCACCAACAAGUGGCAGCUGGACAGCUGGUUGAACAAGGUCCAGCCUCAAACCAAGCCCCUGGUACCCCCGCAGCAAGCUCAUCAUGAAGCAGGUUCCAUCGCCCGGGGCCCAGAGACGUUCUCCCCAGGAGGUGACGCACCAGGAGGGGGUGGUGCUGCAAAAGCCAAGCCCUCUGCAGCCACCAGUACCACCGCUACACCUGCACAGACAGGCGAACACAAGGAUACAAGAGGAGCCUUCUGCACCGGCCGGGAGAAGGGCAAAACCAAGCUGAGCCAAAAGGGCUCAGGGGAGGGUCAGAGGUCAAAGAUGAGGCUGUCACCAGGCCUGCUGUCAGGGUCAGAGGUCACAACCCCGAGGAGGAAUACUGUAGGGAAGAACCAGCCCAGACGAACGGAGAGGGCCAACAGUCUGGAAGACCAUCAGAACCAGGCCUGGAGCAGGACAAACCAACAUAGCCCCACAGCCAGGGAUAAGGACCUGUUGCCUCCCCCCACCGCCGAGCAUCAGAACCCCUCCCGGCCACGCAGCAAACCCUCUGGUGGCAAAGCGCUCCCCAGGAAGGAGCAUCGGGGGACCACUUACUCCAGCAACGCAGUUACCCCACCGUCUGCCACGCAGCAAGCCCCCAUAACCGUGUCGACGGACAAGAAGAAGCACAGGGGCCCGAGCAGCAAAAUCACACCCAAGUCCCGAGAGUUCAUCGAAACCGAGUCGUCCUCCUCCUCCUCCGAAUGCCACUCGGAUCCGGAGGAGGUCGUCAAAAUCCCAGCUCUGCUCUCCCAGAUGGCACGUGCCGCCGCCGCCAUAAACUCACAAACACUGUCGAACGCGCUCGUGCACGCGCCCCUUCUCCCGUGCCUUGGCCCUGGUGGUGCGGGGUCUCUCGGAACAUUCGGAGGCAAAGGACUUCGCCUCAAAGACGGUAGCAACGUGACCAGUAACGGUAGCAGUAGUAACGGUAGUAGCAGUAGUAAUAGCAGUACUUUUAACUCCCUGAGUAUUACCAAUGUAAGUAGCUCGUUUGGGAAUUCGGUGCCAGAUCCUGGGGGGUUGGAGGAACAGUGUAGAGACUUGGACUCCAUGUCGCUGCCCUCUGAACUGGGGAAGGAGCUGCCUCUCUCCCCGCUAAGGGACUACCAAGAGAUCCAGAGUUUGUGGGUGAAAAUUGAACUGAGUCUGCUUAGUAGGGUGCCGGGGCAGGGGUUAGGGGAGAGAGACAGAGCCGAGCCGCUGGCCGGCAAGGCGGAGAAAGGAGAGAGCGGAGGCAAACACAGGAGACAGACCGCCGGGAACGCGGCGGUCCCGACAGAAAAACACACAGCAAAGAGCAAGAGAAAACACAAGACGGACCACAGCGAGGCCUCGCUCAGUGGCAGUAAAAAGCUUCGACUGGACAAAGACUGUCAGCUCUUGCCACCCUGCAUCUCACCGAUACACACCCACAAGAGCAGCUCCGUAGACUCUCUAAACAGGAAGCAGUCUCGGCGGCGCAGUGAAAAGCUUCUCCCGCCUCUCCUGUCCCCCCUCUCUGACGAUCCCCCACAUAAACGGACCUGUGACACUGGUUCCUCCCUCAGCCAUGACAGCUGCGCUACCAGCAUGGUCUCCUGCGCCUCCUCCUCCUCCUGCUCCUCCGCCAUGCCCUCGUCUUCUUCAUACAGACACAGGAAGGGUGAGGGCAAGGCGUCCUCACAUGGGAAGACCAGCUCCAGCAUGGACGCUCAUAGCAACAAACCUGCCGGAGACAGUUACCACGCCAACAGGCACUCGGACUCGGAAACGUGGUCGGAACCAAUGAUGGAACCGGUGGAACCUCGCAGACCCCGACUGUCAUUUAACGACACGGUGUACGGUGCAGACCACCACAUGCAGGAGGCCAAGCGACUGAAGCACAAGGCUGAUGCUCUGAUGGAUAAGUUCGGGAAAGCGGUAAACUACGCAGACGGCGCCCUCUCCUUCAUAGAGUGUGGUAACGCCAUGGAGCGCGAUCCGCUGGAGGCCAAGUCCCCCUACACCAUGUACUCAGAGACAGUAGAACUCAUCAGGUAUGCUAUGAGGCUGAAGAACUUCACCGCUCAUUCAGCCACCGUUCCUGAGAAGAAAUUAGCUGUGUUGUGUAACCACUGCCUGUCUCUGCUGUAUCUGAGGAUGUUCCGUCUGAAGAAAGACCACGCUGUCAAGUACUCACGCUCACUCAUGGAGUAUUUUAAGAACUCAGCCAAGAGCUCCCACCAAGCCCCCUCACCAUGGAGGGCCAAUGGAAAGGUAAAUGGGACCCCAUCGCCUGCCUCUCUUAGCCCCUCGCCGGCCGGUAGUGGAGCAGGGUCCGGAGGUCCUCCCGCAUCCUCAGGCAGCGUGGCGAUUCCCCAGCGUAUCCACCACAUGGCCGCUAGCCACGUCAACAUCACCAACAACAUCCUGCGGAGCUACGAACACUGGGAGACCGCAGAGAGACUGGCCACCGACAGCCAAGAGUUCUUCCAGGAGCUGGACUCGGUGAUGGAGCCACUGAGUCAGCAGAGCAGCAUGACGGAGCUGGUCCGAUACGUCAGGCAGGGACUGCACUGGCUCCGCAUAGAGGCUCACCUGCUGUAGGGCGAGAUACAUCAG
This is a messenger RNA of Lampris incognitus (smalleye Pacific opah), 4263 nucleotides long. RefSeq names its product AF4/FMR2 family, member 2 (gene aff2). The transcript is spliced from 27 exons. Gene Ontology annotation, biological process: regulation of RNA splicing. Gene Ontology annotation, molecular function: G-quadruplex RNA binding. NCBI's taxonomy places the organism in Eukaryota, Metazoa, Chordata, Actinopteri, Lampriformes, Lampridae. Gene Ontology annotation, cellular component: nuclear speck; nucleus. Bases 1 to 4248 code for a protein of 1415 amino acids. The record is from RefSeq and is a predicted model, not a curated record.